Messenger RNA from Ruditapes philippinarum (Manila clam), 5661 nucleotides. RefSeq lists its product as uncharacterized. The coding region runs from base 705 to 3911 and encodes 1068 amino acids. The record is from RefSeq and is a predicted model, not a curated record. The transcript is spliced from 3 exons. Lineage: Eukaryota; Metazoa; Mollusca; Bivalvia; Venerida; Veneridae.
UAUUACACUCUAGAUUUUAGGGUAAUUUUAUUUACCAUUACAACUAGUGUAAUAUCUAUAUAUUUUAUUUUGGUAAUUUGAAUAUUACUAUUUUUCUUAAAUUCUUUUGCGUUAAAUAUUUUUCAGUUUUAUAAUUUCCAUUUCAUCAAUUGUAAAAAUAUUUGGUACUUAAUUUUUCAAACUUGCCAAAUUUACUUUACUAUAAAAACUUAGUAAAAGAAGCCAUCAAGUUAGCUUGGGUUAUUAUUGUCUAAAAAUGUAUGUGCUGGCUUAAAUUCUAUAAGUGUUAAAACAGCCAAAUCCUUAACAAUGUAGUUUUAUCAGCUCUUACCAGAAUGACAUAUCUUAGUAAGCAGUGUCAAUCCCUUAAGCAAAAUACCAGACCCUUAAUUGAUUAUAACACAAAGAUAGGCAUGAAACCCUAGUUCCUGUGUUUGCACUGCAAUAAUCCUUCCUGGGAAAAGAAAGCUGAUUUUUAUACCAAAAGACAGAUCUGAAGUCAUUCUUACUUUGGACUUCAGACAUUAAACGUGAACAACUGUUUAAAACUGUCUUUUUCAUCUUUUCCAGAACGCUAGCCUAAAGGCCUCGCAUCUUAAACCCUAAAUUAAACCUAUUGUCAAACCCGUCUCUGGAGCUAAGUCACCCCGUAAAACCCGAGCGUAAAAACUGGUGGAGUACACAGAGGUUAGAACUCGAGUUAAAUGUCAAACCCGAUAAAUUGUUAUUAUCUUCGCUCAAGGGAUUUGCCAACCGAGGAUAGUGCAUCAGAGCCAGAGGCUGAUCCAGUAUCAGAAGACUCGUUAGGGCUCAGCGACCUCGAGGUAGAUCUGAUAACCACGGAGGAAGUGAUUAUGGCUAUGCCACAAAUAUCUAUUUCACCAUUCCACGGCAAUCCAGGAGAAAGGGCUGACGAAUGGCUGGUAUGGUUCAACAAUUUUGCUGAUGUACAUGGUCACAAUGCAGACAAACGAUGUAAGAUGUUACCAUUUUAUUUAAGGGACCAUGCAGUUGCUUGGUUUAGCUCAUUACCAGCAGAUACCAAAGGCAAUUACGAAUCGCUAACAGCCGCCUUAAAAGACAGGUUCAAUGGCAGUGAUGGGCUGGACACAAAUAUGGCGUUGUUAUCUUUGCAGCAGCAACAUGGGGAAAGUUGUGCCCAUUAUUUUACAAGGAUUUUAAAAGUAACCAAUGGACAGAGCUAUUCCGAAGAUCUUCUGUGCAGUGUUGCUAUUAAAGGACUUAGUGGGCAAGUUAAGGCUAUUGUUAUGCCACAGAAUGUAAAAACUCUUGAGGAGCUACGUAAGGCAGCCACCUUGGCAGAAAGAACCAUCGCAGCUACCUCAGGGUCAAUCAAUGCAGCCUCCAACUUCCCAAAUAUAGUCGGUCAACAAUUAGAGAAGAUUAGUCAACGUCUAGAGGCAAUAGAGCUACGGGGUCAAGAGAGUGAGAUGCCCAAGCCAACAUGGAGCCGAACCAGAGGUCUUAGAGACAGGCAGCGUCAAAAUGAUGACAAGAUAGGAUGUAGAAGAUGUGAAGGAUUCGUUGAUGGCAAAACUCUCCUUGGCAUAAUUUUUCUUGUUAAUCUGAUGGGGUCGUGUGGAGGAUCAGAGAUGUUACAAAGAUUGAACUAUGGUGUUGUUUUCAAACAAUCUGAUAAAGUGAUCAUUGCCCAAGAUUUCUGGUUUCAUACUUUUGAAUUGGAUAUACCAAACCCAAUAAUGGUGCCUAUGUUAGCAACCUGUACUAAAACUAACAUUACUUGUGCAAUGCUCACGCAUAUUAUUACACAGUUAAACACAAUACGCGCAGAAACUAAUAGCCGUUUCAAUGCAACCAUACAAUUGAUUGAAGAGCUAGUGCCUGAAACUAAGGUUCAUAAGUCAAGAAGUCGUAGGAGUCUGCUUCCCUUCAUAGGCAAGUUGUCAAAAGGAAUCUUCGGAACAGCUACGAUGGAUGAUGUGAACAUUUUAGCUCAACAUAUGAAUAAACUUAACAAAGUGUCAGUUGGUCUAGCUAAGACAUUGGCUCAACAUGAAGACCAUCUUAGCUCAUACAUAUCUACAGCUAACAAGCGUAUGGAUAACCUGAUGAAUGGAAUAACUGAUAAUAUGCUGGCAAUUAAAUAUGUUCAGUCAGAAAUACAUUCAACUGCAGUCAAUAUUGAACAUACGUUUGACUACAUUAUCAGUAUUUUAGUAGACCAAAUUGACACCUCUGCAAACCUAAAUCAUGAACUUGAUCAGCUUAGGUUAGGUAUAUCAAGUUUAUUAAAUGGUAAACUAUCACCACUAUUAAUUUCUGCUGAAGAAAUAACUAGUAUGUUACAGGAUAUUCAAACCAUUUUGGAAGCUAAAUUUAAUGGAUUCUACCUAUCAUACAAAUCUGCAAGUGAUGUAUAUUCUGAUUGCAAAUAUAUGUUUGCAAGAAAUGGUUCAAAAAUUUACAUUACUUUGAAACUGCCUAUUUCCAGUUUUCAAGAACCCCUUAUAUUGUACAAAAUUUUGUCUGUACCCGUCCCUAUUAAUUCCACAUCCAAGCAUGCAACUCAACUGUUAGAUUUACCUGAUAGUAUGUUAGUAACUUAUAAUAAACAGUAUUAUGCUGCAGUAACCAAAUCUGAUGUAAUGACAUGCUCAGGAAAAACAAUUAAACUCUGCAGAUCUAAUUUUGCUUUAAGGCCAAUUACUGACACAUCUUGUAUAUUAGCACUAUUUGCUAAUGAUAAAGCAUUAGUAAAAACAUUGUGCAAUUUUAGAUUUGUCCAAAAUGUGAUCAAACCAAAAAUAGUAGAACUAGCCUAUAAUUCGAUCAUACUGUAUAGGACACCAUUUUUGUCUUUACAAUGUUUAAGGGACCAUAGAAUGGUUGCCGGGUGUGAUUUUUGUGUAUUCACCGUUCCUUGUAGAUGUUCGGUUUCAACUCAUUAUCAUUUUCUACCCUCUAGACUCGGGUCAUGUCAUAAACAUGUUGAUAAUGUAACAAUAUUGCAUCCUGUAAACCUAGCACUACUUCAACAUUUUUUUGAUACCUCAUUUGUGGACCAUAUUUUUGCUGAUACUAUUUUUAAAUAUCCUAUGAACGUGUCUAUUCCACAGUUAAAAAUUUAUCAACACAAAAUGUCUAAUGUCAUUGUGGAUGAUUCUAAAGCUCAUUUAAGCUUGUCAAAAAUGGCAGAAGUAGCUAAGAAAGAUGCUACUAUAUUUCAGUCUCUUACAGAACCUUUAUUAGAUAACCAAAUACAGCUUCAAUCUAAUUGGCCUGAUAUAGAUAGUAUUCUGUUAAUAUGUACUAUGAGUGUGACUGCUAUUUUAUCAGUACUUUUACUUUGGACAUUCUGUAAAGUCCGUAAACUCAGUGCAGCAUUAAUGUUCGUACAAAAUGUAAAUAAAUGUAAAGCUAUUCCAAAUAAUAUGCCAUCAUUUAUAUAUACAACAGAAUCAAGCAUGUCUCAAGAAAACAAAAAUUUAAUGUCUAUUGAUUUAACCUGGGACCACAUCAAUUUUGUUCUGUCAAGCACUUUAAUCUUGCUUAUCAUUUAUGUAUUGUGGAAACAUUUCCAAGCUAAACAAACUCCAAAAAUUUGUCUAGAAAUUACUAAUGGAACAAAAUGCAUUUUACUUGACAUUAUUUCAUUGCCUAUGUGUCCCACGCAUUAUGAUAUCAAUGUCCCUGAUGCUAUCACAAAUUUACAAAUAAUUGGACAUUGGUAUUCUCCAAAGUUGUCACUUGCAUGGCCAAAUUUUUACAUGCAAAAUAAACUAUCAGGACAAAUUAUAAAUGUACAGUCUGAAUUAUCAAUUAGUAUGCUACAGGCUUACACAGCAAAGUCUAUCUUGAAUAAACCCUUCUUCGUAUACUUAUAUCAGUUUCACCAUGGAAUAAUGAUUCCUAUUAGGCAUAAUGUAUAAAAAGGGACAAUCAAGCAGACUGAGAAAACUUAUCAAAGUACUAAAAUCAGUACUGUAUAUAUCAAAUAUAUUAUUGUAUUCAUAUUGCUAUGUUUGUAAUAUAACUUUGUUCAUUACAAAUAAUUGUUGACUUGUAAAACGUGUGUAUAUUAUUGUAUAUAUGUUUCUUUUGGUGUUGGUACUUGUUAUAUGUUGAUAAUUUUUCAAACUUUGGGGACCAAAGUCUUCAAAGCAGGAGGGAACUAUUACACUCUAGAUUUUAGGGUAAUUUUAUUUACCAUUACAACUAGUGUAAUAUCUAUAUAUUUUAUUUUGAUAAUUUGAAUAUUACUAUUUUUCUUAAAUUCUUUUGCUUUAAAUAUUUUUCAGUUUUAUAAUUUCCAUUUUAUUAAUUGUAAGAAUAUUUGGUACUUAAUUUUUCAAACUUGCCAAAUUUACUUUACUAUAAAAACUUAGUAAAAGAAGCCAUCAAUUCAGCUUGGGUUAUUAUUGUCUAAAAAUGUAUGUGCUGGCUUAAAUUCUAUAAGUGUUAAAACAGCCAAAUCCUUAACAAUGUAGUUUUAUCAGCUCUUACCAGAAUGGCAUAUCUUAGUAAGCAGUGUCAAUCCCUUAAGCAAAAUACCAGACCCUUAAUUGAUUAUAACACAAAGAUAGGUAUGAAACCCUAGUUCCUGUGUUUGCACUACAAUAAUCCUUCCUGGGAAAAGAAAGCUGAUUUUUAUGCCAAAAGACAGAUCUGAAGUCAUUCUUACUUUGGACUUCAGACAUUAAACGUGAACAACUGUUUAAAACUGUCUUUUUCAUCUUUUCCAGGUAUGUGAUAUUUUUGUAUUUUCUAAUGUACAAUUUAGAAUAAUUAAACUAAAUAUGAUACUUUAUUUUCUAAAUAUUUGUACUUUGUUUAUAAAAUCAUUAUGAAAUUUUUAUCAUCUGAAUUUUUGCAACUGUGUUAUAUUUUAAUUUCUACUUUUGAAAUUAUUAUGUUGUAUUAGUAUGCAUUCUCAAAUGUUUUCAUAUUUAAUGAAAAUGGCAAAGGAUCAUAAAUGAAACCAUCGCUUACCAUAAUUUUAAACUAUCUAAUAAUUACAUGAAUUUCUGGCAGUUUGUAAAUUCUGUCUUUAUUACCUUUUAUCUAUGAAAAGAGACUUAGUAACAAAAGUUGAAAAACUUUGUGUAAAUAUGUUUUCUUGUUAAAUAUGUUAAGUUGAUUUUUCUAUAAUUGAAGAUUUUAAUAUUAAGUGAAUAAUUACAACAAUAUUGUAAAGAUCCCUGUUUCAUUUUUUUUACAAUAUAACAAAGGACAAUAACAUUAAUAAACACUUGUAUAUAAGUUUGCAAUUUGCAAUUUAUACUAGUAUAUAAAGUUGUUUAGUUUAAGUAAUGACAUUGUACCUUUCACUAGCUAAUGCGAGUUAUUAUAUUUUAUUAAAUGAAAACUUAUUAUUUCCCCCAUUAUAAUUAAAAUACCUUUAUUGCAGUCUGCAAAUAUCAGUACAUAUGUUGUGAUAUGCUUUUAUUAUGUUAAAAACUAUUAUGUAUUUCAAAUUGUAUUUUAUAUUUGUAACUGUAUAUACACAUUCUUACUUUGGACUUCAGACAUUAAACGUGAACAACUGUUUAAAACUGUCUUUUUCAUCUUUUCCAGAACGCUAGCCUAAAGGCCUCGCAUCUUAAACCCUAAAUUAAACCUAUUGUCAAACCCGUCUCUGGAGCUAAGUCACCCCGUAAAACCCGAGCGUAAAACAUUUCC